Molecule: messenger RNA, 4177 nt
Organism: Mytilus californianus (California mussel)
Lineage: Eukaryota; Metazoa; Mollusca; Bivalvia; Mytilida; Mytilidae
Product: PCNA-interacting partner-like
Exons: 11
Coding region: 38-2005 (655 amino acids)
Biological process (GO): negative regulation of double-strand break repair via homologous recombination
Cellular component (GO): chromatin
Source: RefSeq, a predicted model, not a curated record
UGACUUCUUCAUCAUUUGUUUGUUGUCUGUUUUCAGGAUGAGGCAACCUAAUAUUUAUAUUGUACCAGACUGUGAUAGGACAGAGCUAACUACAGAUAGUUAUAAUUCUAUAUUGAACUAUGUAAGGGACGAGACAUGUUCUAAAGAACCUGUAAUUAUAUGCUGUGAUAAAAUAAAAGAUGAGCAACAUUACACCUUACCAGAGUUUGUAAUGACCAUGUGUCGUAAACAUGGGAUCCUGAAGAAUGAUAGAGUAACACUAUUGUCAUCCAUGGAUCAGAUGGUGGCUGUACAGCUUUGUUUGGCAGAGAAAAAUAAACAGGAUAUUGGCGACUAUGAUGUAGAAUCCAGUACAGCAAUACACCAGUGUAACAAUCUGAUCAAACAGAAAUUAUCAACAUGUACACUAGAUAUAAAGUUAACACAGACAGUAGACGAUUGGCUAGAACAGGCCUAUACACAGUUCAUUAGCAACUGUAACCAAGUAGACAUGUGUGAUAUAUUACAACUGUUAGUGUCAGGGUUUGACAAGAAUGAAAGAAUGAAAAAUGAUCUCCUGUCUACAGAUUUUAUUGUGCUGGGUCUUCCAUCACAUCAAAUACAGAAAUAUAUGCUGAAGUUUUUGUGCAAUGGAAGAACUAUAAAUAAGAUAACAAUGGAGACAUCUUUAGAAAAUAACAGUAAUAUAAGAGUUUUGUCUGUGUCAUCAUCAUUAGACGAGAUACAACUCAAUUCAUCUCAGGAAUUCACUGCCAGUAGAAAUGCUUCUUUAACAGAGUCGUAUGUGAGGAUGGUUCUCCAGUCUUAUUUAGAAUUAUUGGUGAACACUAGAUCUGAGUUAGCUCUAGCUCGAGUUCUGAAUGUCCCUAACAGAGAACUUACACAUGAAGCAUUUACAGAGCUUAAACGAGAGGCAAAGAUGAAAAAUAUGACAAUGUAUCAGACGGCAGUAUCAUAUAUAUUGAAGAUAAGAUUAGGAGGUAAAGGCUAUGCCCCUGACCCUAGUCAUCCAUUGUUACAGUUUGUCAAAGGGUUGGGAGAAUUUGUUGAUCUGAUGCAUAAGUUACAGAAUGUUAUUGAAGAGGAAUCAAAUACAAGGUCAGCUUGUCGUAAAGUUGUUAAUAUCAUAAAGAAAGAACUGCUGAGAUCAACAGAUACUAAGUUACGACAAAGUAGUAUAGAGACCGUCAGUGAAAGUUUACAACAACAGAUUAAAAUGGUUAUUGACCAGACAGAGAGGAACAAGAUGUCUAGUCCAGAUAAAUCUGUCAGUAAUGGUGGAAGUCUGUUGGGAAGGAAAACAUUGACAGCUUUACGUUACAUAACAGACAAGAUACUAACACAACAGGACCAGUGUCAGUCAAUUGAUUAUUUGUGUGACGGUUUCUCUAGUCAGAAAACACCCAUUAGAUUUCCUUCACUGUUAUCACAAUUCAGAUCUCCUGAUGAAGAAAAUGGUGAUGAUGCUGAAGAGAAUUCUGACCUCAGUUUAUCACUCUCAGAAAGAUUAUUGAAAAGACAAUCUGGGGUUUCCUUGGAGACAACAAGAUCAUACCAAGCCUCCUAUGACUGGGCUUUACCAGCCCAUCAUGUAGGUUUACCAAACAAAGAUGACAUCUGUCCAACAAAUAGUCCAGUUGUAGUCCUACCAAGUAAAACUUUGGCUCAUCCUGCUUCAGCAUCUAAGGCAGGCUUAGCAAAGAAGAUUUUAGAAUCCAUCUGUGAUCAGGAAAAUAUACAGAAAUUACAAAUUACAAAGACUUUUGGUGAAACAUGUAAAUCCAAGUCUGUAGAUGUGGUAUCUAGUCAAACAACAAUGGAACUCUCUAGUCAGACAUCUGAUGAAACAAAGGGAAAUGUAGAGAAAGGGGGAAAGAAACGAAAAAACAAUGAAUCAAAUGCUCCAGCAAAGAAAAAGUCCAAAACAGAAACAAAGUCUUGUCGAAGAAAGUUACUACCACAGGUGAAAGGUCAACAACAGUUGUCUACAUUUUUCCGGGUGUAAUUAUUCCAAUAAUAUUACCAGAAUUUAAAAUAUCAGUUUUUUAAAGUUUUAAUGCCAUAUUUGUUUUAGAUUUGAUAUUAAUUAUUUACAAGAUAUUCAAGCAUAACUAGUCUUUCUGUGUAUUAAUUAUUUGUAAAAAAAUUUUGUAUAUGUAAAUGUGUAAAUUACUUAUUUAUUUUUUAAAGUUUGAAACAAAUGCAUAUUAUUUUUAGACAAACGUGUCUGAUAUAGUAAAUCUAAUGAGCUUAUAUUCUGUUUCAUAUAUUUCAAUUCAAAUUGAACAUUGUAGAUUCCAGUGUAGUCUACAUCUAGAUAUAUCAUAAGAACACCAGUCUAUUGGGACGACUAUACAUUGAUAUCUUAAUUUCAUUAGAUUUUUUCGGAUUAUACCCCCUGAUUUCUGAUCAUGAUAUACUUUUGCGGUUCUUAUUUCAUUUCAUCCAUCUGAAUGAUUUUUUGUUUAUCUUUGCCAUGACAUGGACUCUGUCAUAUCUGCACUGUACAGUACUAAUUUGUAUCAGCUUCUCCUCAACCCUGAAUCAGAAUUACAUAAACUUUCUCAGAAUUUUGAAUUGAAAGCAAUCUUAUUAUUGUAAAUGAUAUUAUAGAUAAAAAAAGGUUGUGUUGCUCAUGAUGUAAUUUUAACUGAAAAAUAAAUAAAACAGGAUAACUGAAAUCAAUUAAAUGAAGAAAUCAAUGCCAAAAGAGUAGUCUGCCAACUAAAAGUUAUUUAAUUCUUUACACAGCACUGUCAAUAUAAAAAUAAACAAAUUUAUGUGGAAUGGUUUGCUUAUAAAAUUAGAAUCAUUAUCUAAAACAUUACAAGAGACUUAUACAAGAUGUUUUUGAUAAUGAUUCUAAUUUUAUAAGCAAACCAUUCCCCAUAAAUUUGUAUAUUGACAGUGCUGUGUAAAGAAUUGAACCAACAAUCAGGUCUAGUAAAUGGUUGUGUGUACUUAAGAAUAUAUGUCAUAUCAAAACAAUUUAUAUGAAUCUUUUUCGAAAUAUUUGAAAGAAAAUAAACUGGAAACUUUAAGUUGGAAAUUCCUGAAACAUAUUCUUAUUCUGAACAAUUUUUUUGGUUUACUUUGGAUAAAAUGGACAUGGACUUCGUCAAAUCUGUGCACCAUAGUACAUAUUUGUUUCUGCUCCUCCUAACCCCUUAUGUAAUUUAAUGGCACUUUAUCAGAAUCUAUACCAUAUAAUGCAAUUGUGCACCUCCUAUUUAGUUUUUUGGUUUGAAUGAUUUUUUGGGGAAGUUUCCCUUAGCUUAGUAAAUCUUUGUUAUUGCUUUAUUUUUGGGGUACCCGUUUUGUAUCUGGAACUCCUACAAAACCCCUUCUUACAAUUAGUUGAAAAUUUCUCAUAAUUUUUCUUUACCAUAAAAUGCUUUCCUUCCACCUCUGAUUUUGGGUUUUCAUUACCUAAGCAUGAACUUUGCCAUUACUGUAAAUUCAGAAAUUAUUACGAGGUUUUUAUUAAUGGAAAUAAUGUGACUGGGUGAGUACCUCAAUAAUAAGAACUCGCAUUCUGAUAACCGAAAUAUAGACCUGUAUAAGGUUUUUUUCGAAAUCACAAUUACCAAACUCGCAUUUUUGUCCAUUCUUGAAAAAUCGCAACAAUGAAUGCACGCAAUAAUUUCUGAAUUUACAGUACUUUAUUUGGGGUACUUAUUUUGUAUCUGCAAAUUCUCCUUAACCUCAUAUUUUUUUUUCAAACUUUCUCACAAUCCUAACCAUCAGAAUCACUUUUUGUGUUUCCUUCAUCAAAUCAUGUGUGCACACUACAGUACUAAUUUAUACCCCUUCUCGUAAACCCUGAAUUAGAUGGUUUUCUUUAUGUUCACCCUUCGUGUCUAUAAAAUGAUUUUCUCACAGUUCUUCUUAAUGAAAAUAAGUUAUUAAAUGUUAUUUAGUUAUGUGUUAGAAAUAAAUAUUAUGACCCCCAUUCAUACUAAAAAAAUAAUAUCUAAUUUCAUUUUGAUGAAGUUCUUGUCUGAAAUGUUGAUUGAUAAUGUGCAGCUUAUAAUGACAUUUUUUUAGUCUACAAGGGACUGUAUUUGUAAACUUAUUGAGUUUUUAUUUAUAUUUUAUUUAAUGUCAUUCAUUGUAUUUCUGUGACUGACAAACAUUUAUUCAAUUAUUGUAGUUCAUAUUUUUGUAGGUAAAUCGU